AAUGAAAAAUAAUAAAAAUUAUUUUUUAUUUUCAAUUAAUCAUAUAAGAUCGAAAAUAUAUAUACGAUAAAUCAUAAAACUAAAGAAUAUAUCAACCUCAUUUUGUUGCAAAACAUCAUAUUCUAAAAAUUAACUUAUCAGCAUUAUAAUAUAAGAAACAAAGUUAAUAAUUUAACUUAUUUUAAUAUGGCAGAAAGACCAACAGCAAGUAUUAUUACAGUAGGAGAUGAAAUCUUAAAAGGUCAAACUACAGAUACAAAUUCUAUUUUUCUAUGUAAGCAGUUAUAUGAUCUGGGAGUUAAAGUACAACGUGUUGUAGUUAUUCCUGAUGAAGUAAAUGUUAUAGCAGAAGAAGUACUAUCAUGCUCUAAAACAUUUACAUUUGUUUUAACUAGUGGAGGGAUUGGUCCUACACAUGAUGAUUUAACCUAUGAAGGUGUUGCAAAAGCAUUUAAAGAACCUUUAGUAGAAAAUAAAAUACUUCUAGAAAUAUUGCAAAAAUGGUGUGAAAAGUUACAGCUUGAUGGCAAUUCUAUUCGUAAAAUGUCCCUUCUUCCAAAAUCAGCUGUGUUACAUUAUCCUAAAAUACAGACAAAUAGUAAAAAGUUUUUCUUUCCAAUUGUAUCUGUAUAUAAUGUUUACAUAUUUCCAGGGAUUCCAACUUAUUUAGAAUAUUCUUUUAAUUUACUUAAAGAUAUAUUUACUCCAGUUACUCCUAAAAAAUUUCACAGUAAAAUACUAUGUCUUAGAAUAAGUGAAUUUGAAUUUAUUGAUAACUUAAAUCAAGCAGUUAAAAAAUUUCAGAAUGAAGUACAGUUUGGAUCUUAUCCUAUUGUUGAUAAUACUAAUUAUAAAGUUAAAAUUACUUUAGAAUCUGAAAAUGAAUCAUCAUUAAUUAAAGCAGAAGCUUAUUUGAGAUCAUUACUCCCACCUAAUUCAGUUGUGAAUUGCAAAGAUCCUAGUUUAUCUGAAAGCAUUCAAGAAGUAUAUAAUUUGUUAGAAAGUCAUUGUCAACUUCCUUCUAUAUGUAGUUCAAAUUUAUCUGAAAGAGUUGCUCAAAGUAUUACUGUAUUAGAAGAAUGUCUUCAACAAUAUCCUGAAGAAUGCAUUGGAAUAAGUUUUAAUGGUGGUAAAGACUGCACUGUAUUACUACAUUUGGCUUACUGUGUUUUAAGUAAAAAUAGCAAGAAAAAACCAUCACUGAAAGCAUUUUAUUUUCGUUCAUCAGAUCCUUUCCCAGAAAUUGAAGAAUUUAUUCGAUUAAGUGUGGAAAGGUAUGCCUAAAACAUCUUUUAAUUGAUCUUUUGAUCUUAGUCUUUAAUAAUAAUAGAAAAUUUUAUGUUUAUAAGAUAAGCAUAUGUAUAUGGAUGUACGAGUAUAAUU
This is a messenger RNA of Centruroides sculpturatus (bark scorpion), 1383 nucleotides long. RefSeq names its product FAD synthase-like. The coding region runs from base 187 to 1284 and encodes 365 amino acids. The record is from RefSeq and is a predicted model, not a curated record. The transcript is spliced from 2 exons. NCBI's taxonomy places the organism in Eukaryota, Metazoa, Arthropoda, Arachnida, Scorpiones, Buthidae.